AUGAGCGAAGAACAGCCCAAGAAGGCGAAUGUAGUCCAAGGAAGCGUUAAAAAACCCAAAAAAAAGAAAGGAAAAAAUGAGAAAUCUGCGAAGAAGCCAAGUGACAUUGUGAGCUGCAUAGCUUUUCUGCCCAGGGACAAGAAGAAGCCCGGUGGGCGCCAAUUUGAGCAACUCAGCGAACAGGAUCUAUCAAGCGACAGCGACCAAUGCGAAAGACGCAAGCGAAAAAAGCAGAGAGACGAAGCAGACUCUUACGAUGCACUCCAAAAUGUUUUUAACGACGAGAAGGAAAGCGAAAAAGUAAUAAACGAAGACAGCAUCAUAGAGAAGGACAAAAAAUACCUUUUCGAAGAUGAGCUAAGUAUAGAAGAUGGCGAUGCAUUAACCAUGAAUGGGAAAAUAUAUAGUGAUAUUGGCACGUUAGAAAUUCACAUUGUUAAUUACGACGAAGACAUUUUUAACAUUUACGACGAUGUCAUUAUUGAUGAUUACCCCUUAUGUCUGGAGAUGAUAGGAGAAUCAUACUACGGGGGUAAGAACAUUGUAGCCGUUGGCACCAUGAAGAAGGAGAUUGGGCUGUGGGACAUUAACAACAUCGACACGCUGGAGGCCCUCAGUUAUUUGGGCGGCAGGGAGGGCGCCACGCACGGGGGAACCCGCAAAAAGCGGCGCAAGGGGGUGGGAGGAGCAGCGGAAGGAACAGCAGCAGGAGAUUCAAACGCGGGAACAGCAGCGGAAGAUUCAAUCGCGGGAGGAGAAGCGGGAGCUUCACAAAUGGGAACAUCGCCUGCGGAAGAAGCCGCCAGUGGAGCGUAUGAAAAACGGGUGGCGGGGCAAAAAAGGAAACAGAGCAAAAAUAACCUACAGGGCCACACAGAAUGCGUCACGUGCCUUAACUCGUCCAAGCUAAUACCCAAUUUGAUGUGCAGCGGGUCCAAGGACUGUUCCAUUACAUUGUGGGACCUAUCCAAUCUAACCUAUCUACAUACCUUCAACUUUCACAAAAAGAAAGUUAACAAUGUUUGCUUCCACACGAAUGAAAGUAGCAUCCUCCUCUCAACCGCAUCGGACAAAACUCUAAAAAUAUAUGACAUAAGAAAAGACACAGUUGGGUUAAACAUACCUCUGGAGAGUACCCCCGAGUCGACCACUUGGAGCAGAUUCAAUGAGAAGGAAAUUUUUCUAUCUGACGUUGAUGGUUAUGUGAACAAAAUAGACAUACGUUACGUUACGGAUCCAUCUUCCAGCUUUUCGCACAACAACAUAGUUAGGUUUAAGGCCUUUUCAAAUUCAUGCAUUUCUCUGGUCAGCACGCAUUACCCAAAUUUGACUCUCGCAGGGUCCGAAGAUGGCCUCGUGAAAGCCUACGACUUUGGCGCCUUCGGAGAGGCGGGGCCUCCCUGCGUGUACACGAAGAACCUUAAGAGGAACCUUUACUGCAUGAAGGACAACGGAGACUGGCCCAAUGUGAUAUUUUUCGGCUGCGACAAGCUCUACGACUGGGACUUGAAAUCAUGCACGGAGUUACGUGAAUAUUUCAAGCUGUGA
Messenger RNA from Plasmodium inui San Antonio 1, 1548 nucleotides. RefSeq lists its product as hypothetical. The coding region runs from base 1 to 1548 and encodes 515 amino acids. Lineage: Eukaryota; Apicomplexa; Aconoidasida; Haemosporida; Plasmodiidae. The record is from RefSeq and is a predicted model, not a curated record. The transcript is spliced from 3 exons. Gene Ontology annotation, molecular function: protein binding. Gene Ontology annotation, cellular component: nucleus. Gene Ontology annotation, biological process: rRNA processing.